This is a messenger RNA of Thermothielavioides terrestris NRRL 8126, 2097 nucleotides long. RefSeq lists its product as uncharacterized. Lineage: Eukaryota; Fungi; Ascomycota; Sordariomycetes; Sordariales; Chaetomiaceae. The record is from RefSeq and is a predicted model, not a curated record. Gene Ontology annotation, biological process: box C/D snoRNP assembly. Bases 287 to 1879 code for a protein of 530 amino acids. The transcript is spliced from 2 exons.
AAGUGGCCGCAACUGCUCGGUACGCGCCCAGCUUGACGCCCCAUCUCCUUAGCUAUUGUCCUUCCUACUACCUUAUUGUCCUGAUUAUCUCCUUAUUGUCUUCCUUGCCUCCUUAUUGUCUUCCCCUUUCUCCUUCGCCCUUCUCGAUAUCCUUUCUUCUUAUAUCCCGACAGUCGAUUUCUUUUUCCCAUCUGCUGGAGUUUAACCUUUUCCAAUUCGACCCUCCUCCGUUUGGCUUUACUUCGUCCCAUCCGCCUCUGUUCUUCGACCUCCUGCUCUCUGCGCCAUGGCCCCAAUUAGGAUCGUGGUGAAGGACAGGGCGCUCCUCGCCGCGGGCAAACCGCGCCCCUUUGUCAAGCCCGUUCAGCCCGUUAAGCAAGCCUACGCUGUCCAGCCGCCUCGUUCAAAACGGGGCGACCUGGCCAUGCUUUGCCAGGCUGUUGACAUUGCGCUCGAAUAUUUCAACAGCGACGACAGCGUGCCCCUUUCGACGCUGACAGCCAAAGCCAGGAUCUGGGCGGAUCGAUACUUUAAGGGCUAUCGCUACGCAGCAAAGCGCCCGACCUCCCUCUUGCGCACUUUCCCCAACCUGUUUAACUUGGAAGUUGAAGCGCCCCUCCGACUAGUCCCGAAGGUCAUGCCCUCCCCGUCGGCUUCCGAGCCCGACGGGGCCAGCCCGCGGGAACUCCGCCGCGCUGAGCGGCGGUCCAUGAACAGCGAGGCGUUCCCCGAGUUCGCCGAGCCCACGCUUGCCUCUGACGCCGAGCUGGACCAGAUCGUCGACCUCCGGACUCGGCAGCGCGGGGCCGACUCCGCCGCUAAGCCCAGGAUGCGGGUUGACGCCGCCAUGCUUCGCGGCUCGGGCCUGAUGAGUGUGCUGCCCGAGUUCCUGGGCCAGCUAGCUCGCGCCAACCUCGAGACUGAGACGAUGCUGGCCACCAAUCCAGCCGCCGUCCGCUUCGAGCUCGACGAGGAUGAGGCCGCCGAGCAGCCUCACAUUGAGAUGAACCUCUUUGCUGGCUUGGUCGAGCCCCAGCGCCGUCGGCGCCAGCGCGGUGUCGUUUUACCCGGGGAACCUGCGUUCAAGCUCCCUACGGAUUCCGAGUCAGAGAGUAGCGAGAGCGAGUCCAGCGUUAGCGCCGUGCAGAGGAGUCCCAGCCAAGAUAAUGCGAGCGACGAAGACAGCGGUGAUGAUACCGACGCUUCGACAUCGACGACCGCCAGCCUGCAUGCCAACCUCAAGAAGCGCAAGUCAGCGGCGCUGGAAGACGCCGACGACGCCGAGGCGGCCAGCCCGCCCAACAAGAUCCGCAUACAAUACUACUACCCGCCCCUCAAGCUCCGUCACUACGACAUGAAACGGCGGAAGCUGGUCAGCCGCGCCAACCCGGCCGCAGUCCCCGACGACCCCUUCGACAAGUGCCGGGAAACGCCCACAGCGCCCGCUGCGCCGUCCACGCCGAGCCGCGACAGACCAGCGCACACGGACAGCAGCAGCACCUCUUCUCCCUCCCCCUCCUCCGCCCCGUCGCCAACUUCCUCCUCCUCCUCCUCCUCCUCCGGCGGCAGCAGCCCAGUCCCGAUCACCAAGAUCCGAGUCCCCAGCCGCAGCCCGGACGGCUCCCGCUCCGCCUCCCCGGACAGGAUCAUCGUGCUCCGCCAUCCCGUGCUGUCGCCGCCGUCUGCAGAGAGGCGGUCGCCGUCCUCCUCCUCCGAGUCCUCCUCCUCCUCCUCCGAGGAGCCGGGCUCGCCGGGCGCUUCGUCAAGCGCGUCGUCAAGCAGCAGCAGCAGCAGCAGCAGCCGCAGGCCCCGGAUCAAGCUGCUUCAGAAGAAUCGGCCGGGUUCCGCGGGGAAGAGGCUGAUUGAGGAGGUCGAGUAGUCAGUGUUUUUGGGGGUGGUGUUUCUUUGUUUGGACAGGAAAGCUGGUGGAGACGGUAUCGUGCAGUUUGGUCGUUUCGUGGGGACGGUGGUUUUUAAUGUUCGCAUGGCUUCGGCGAGUGCAUUUACGCUGAUGAAAAGAGCGGAACUGAAUGGGAUAACUAGGCGUUCUGACGGUCAUACUGCAUUGGGGGCGACCGGCUGGCGUUGCAUGAUAGA